UGGCAGCGGUGGCGGCUGCCUGGUGUGGCGGCAGCCGGGUUUAUCAGUGUUGGCUAGUCGGUGACCAAGUGUGGGUGUGCCGCUCCGCUCUCUUGAUUUCUCCACUCAUUCUCUCUCUCCUCUGCUACCACUUUCGCAGUACAUAGCCCGUGCAGGGUGGCGAGGCAGCGACCCUGCGCGGGUGUCGUGGCCACGCCAAGGAUACAUUCCCUUGUGUGCGGUGUUCAACUCCCUGUGCUCGUCUUUGUUUCGGAAUGUGCUUUUUCGUGACUUAAAUCUACGUGACAGUUAACGCUGAGUAUUACAUUUUGUCGAGGAAUCACAAGACUACGCAAGAUGACAGGAUUUAAUAGAACUGAUAAUUGAUGUUCGGGAAUACUGAAUAACUUGGGUGUAGGAAAAUCCUGUAGUAUUCCAUGCAUUAUGAUCUGUGACAAAUAUUCCCACUUACUGCCCCGGCCUGAAGCUUAGCGGUGGUGGGCUUGAACAGCCUCAGCAGCCUGUGGCUCAGCAGGAUCAGAAGCACAGGGAUCACCUUCAGCAGCCUUUUCUCCCACACAGCUUUAAGGUCGUCGGCGGCGUCACCGCGGGCGGCCCCGGCUGCUGCUGGGUGUAGAUGGUCGCCCUGCUGUCCACGACACCGCGCCCAGGUCGCCGAGGAUGAAGGUUCCAGGCGUGUUUGCGUCCGUGGCCGGCUGGCGGUGGUGCCUCCUCAGCCUGGCCCUCCUCGUCCCCUCCGCCGCCGGAGCGUGCGAGCUGCCCAUCCACUGGCGGGGCGGCUGGUUCCAGAGCGGCGUGCGGGAGGUCAUCUCCAUCACCAGGACAGAGUUCUCCUCUAAAGGAGUAUGCACACACUCCUCCGGGGAAAAAUUUCUUUUUAGAGAUCGGAGCGAUGGCUGCUACCGAUGUGUCGUGAUAAGUGAGAAACACCCAAAUGUCCUCCAAUAUAAAGAAACACUGUGCGAGCCGUCGAGGGACCUGUCAGCCCUGUGUGCCCAGAUCACCGGCGACGCGCUGCUCUACUCCAUGUUCCGCCGCGACGCCCCGCCAGACCCCUGUCCGUUCAAGGGGCCGCUCACCUUCAGCUACACGGGCAGCCACGGCCAGUGCAGCGUCCCCGCCUCCAACAUUGACUCCUGCACCAGCGACAGUCGCCUCCUCUUCAAGUACCAGGCGUGUCCUGACGUUCAGGGCACCGAGAGUUCCGAGGUGGAAGUAGAGUGCAUCGGCCACUGGAAGGAAGGCUCCACGCGCUACUUCGUGGGCCGCCUGGAGGGCCGCCGAGCGGUCACGGACGAGGACAGGUAUCGCUGCUUCGCCUGGGAGCGGGUGCGAGACAACAAGGAUCCGCUGGACUUCCGCAUGGCUCAGUCUGGGGACGCGACCUGCAACGGUGUCUUCUCAGCCUACGACGGUGCCAAGAACCUGCGUAUCAGUAAAGCUGGAAGCUACAGUGGCUGUGAAUUCCCGUCGUGGGUGGCGUCACACCGGCGUUGGCACGCCCUGGACAAGGGAGUGUCGUACUCCGUGGCGCACCACAACACCACGCUGCGACUGCACCACUCCCACGGCACCAGGACCCAGCCCGUGCCCCUCGGCCUCACCCAGGAAGACGAAGAAGAGCCGGAGAGGACCAGAGUGAUACCGACGGGCCCCGAGGAGCGACUGGUGUGCUCGCAGACGCGCGAGGCCUCGAGUUCCAGAGUGGUGAUCGUCACUCACGUCACCACCGGAUGCACCAGCGGCUUCGUGUGCACCGUGUUCUACCGCCGGGACGGCCACAUCAUCGAAAUGCAGCAAGGAUCCCGCACCUUCAGGGCCGUAGACGCCUGCAACCCCGAGCACUUCAACGCCUCCACGGCCCCGCACACCACCCUCACUAGCACCACUCCCUCCCGCCGUGCUUGUCCCUUCGUGGGCGUGUGGACGGCCGGUGAGGGGGAGUGUGGGCGCGAGGUGACCCACCUUAGGGCGGGCUGCAGCGCCCUCUACGCCCUCAAGUUCGUCCACGCCUGUGCCACACAGACCACGAAGCACUCCUUCGUGUGCCACGGCCACUGGGCCGAGGGCGGCUCUGUGUUCGUGGUGGCGUCCACGCCCGACCGCCCGACACAUCGCCUUUGCCUAAUAGCCACUUCAGUCAAUAACAAAAAGAGGUCUAGCAGUAAUAGCACAGUUAAUAGCAAAACCCUGCAAAUCACCGCGCACGCGCACUCCUGCCCGCGUCGCCACGUUCCCCGCACCACGCCCCUCAGCUUCAACCUCACGGCCCAAGGUGAGUGUGCCGUGGCCGGCAGCAGCAGCAGCUCCCCCGCCCUCUGGUCCCCGCUGCUCAUCCAGCUGUCCAUCCUCCUCCAUCUCGCGCCGCUGGCCGCCAGCCUCCUCAGUGGCGACAGAUGAAUGUUGUUGGAUUUUCUCAUUCUGGCCAUAAGUUUAUUUUCACUUUCAGUUUUUUCAUGAUAUAUGAAUUUGCAUAUACCAAGCUGUUUAGGAGUGGCUAGGUUAGUUGCGAAAGUCUUUUGUUCCAGUGUAAACAUUUGCCAUGAGUGUUGUGGUACGUGAGCGAGACCUUUGGUGAAAACACAUAGUUAAUGAGAUGUCAGUUUGUAAGAUAUUGUCUUAUAUGUGAAUAUUUUUAACUGAGGUUUUAUAUGUAUUUCAUAGUUAUAUACAUAUAUAUAUUCUUUUAAAUGUUCUGCAAGAACUUGACACAGUUGAAAUAUAUUUUGAUAUCCUUGAUAGUCAUCUAUUGAGAUAACAGAAAGACUAAUUGUAUAGAUGAAGUGAGUCUGGUAAUCAGACCUCAGUCGGUACAUAUAUAUUAUAUAUACAUAGAUAUAUUGUUGAAUCUUGAUUUAGGGUGCGGGAAGGCUGAUGGAGCUAUCAUUUACAUGGCUUUGUUCUGUAUCCUGACACCAUCAGCAUGGAAUGAUACCAAUCUUGUCCUGCGGCACCAGAAAGGCUGUAAGGGUGCAAGGAGUGUCGGGCCUGGGUGGUGUAAGGAAGAGAGGAUUCUGCAUUCUCUGUCACACUGUCUUCAUUACCACACUUGUAUGGUAGGAGCAUCAAACACGUAUAUUCCAGUGGCAGAUGAAAGUGUAUCCAGCAGCAGACAGCCGUAGAACAUCGGUGUACACUGCAGCAGCUCCCACUGUGUGUUUAUCCCUCAAGACAGACAACAGUUCCUGAGAUGUGGGAGUGGCCGCCUGUGGGUGCGGCUCCGGAGGCUACACAGCGACCGUUCAGGCUCGUCACUAGUCCAAAGCCAUGAGACAGGUUUUCGGCGCUCAUGAAAUACUGAUUUGUUGAUGUGAUAUUUAGUGUAUAAAUUCGGAGUGUUAGGAAACUUCACAGUAAUCAUUAUCUUUGGGUAAUCGGAACACUUGCCAGUGAUAAAGGGCCAAAAUCAUCACUGCGGGAUCUGUUCUUCGUGUCUUCUUGUGCCACCCUAGCUCCUUCCGGUGUGGGAGUCUUGUGAGGCUCGGAAAUGAAAAUACUCAAAGCACCCAAAACGUUACAAGCUUCCCAACCGAGACACUGAACAGAUACUGAACAAAUCUCCCUAGAAUCUCAAAAACAAUCGUAGCCAAGGUCAGAUGUCAGCCUCCCCGCGCCCCCGUACACAAAACUGUCAGCAUCGAGGCACUAUAAAUUCUUUCCUUUUGUUUCGAAGCUUAUGUGGGUCUGAUCUUGUGCCAUGUAAAUCAGCUAACUGAAAAUUUAGUACAUAAGCUGUAAAGAGAUCCGUUAUUAGUUUCCAUGUGUAUGUAGGCACAAAGUUGUCUUAUUAAAUCCGUUGCGGGUGGAAGGAGACGCCCCGUUGCCAUGUGUUAGCGGUCGUAUACCAUGUAAAUACUGAGCCACAAACAGUAGUCAGCGUGAUCAUGUUACUAAUGGCAUAGGACACAAUAUAUUCCGAUCCAAAUAAGAAACUCAUAUGCAAGAUUUUUUAUGACAUAUGAUUUUCACUGUAUACAUAUGAGAUGCAUUCUGAUAAAAAUAAAAAUAUAUCGACGGGUUGUUACGAGUUAAGAUAUUUUUGGAAUUAUAUUUACGAAACUUAGAUACACAUUAUUAUUAACCUUGAUUACUAUUUUAAGUAUGGUCGAAUGUUCUUUUAGAGCAAUAUUUUUUUUGUUUUCCAAUUGUUAAAUUCACGAUGUAUUGUUUCAACACUAGAAGUUGUACUGAGAAAAUCGUAGCCAAUGCUGUGUUAAGUGAGGCCUUUGUGAGUGUGUAUGUUAACUGCUUCAGUGAUACUUAGAUAUUAGUCAGUUGAAUGUACAGCCAUUAUUUUGUAAUUUACCCGUGAAUGGGAACGACACAGGCAUACACAUAAAGGUUUUAUGUAUGUGCGUGUGCUGAGACUACACAGAACUCUCCUUACACGGACUCCUCUGACGAACGAUCGGGAUGAUUAUGAUGUUUUUCAUGAAGUUUGUUUCUUAAAAUGUUGGUCCAAAACGUUCCCCUGAGUACUUUUAUCAAGUUCGAUGUCACCGCCCAUUACUUUAACCUAUUGCAAAAGGUACAUUUUGUCUGAAGAGUUUUUAUAUUUUAUUUCUUGUAUAAAUAUUGAACUGAG
This is a messenger RNA of Eriocheir sinensis (Chinese mitten crab), 4585 nucleotides long. RefSeq lists its product as uncharacterized. The record is from RefSeq and is a predicted model, not a curated record. The transcript is spliced from 14 exons. Bases 661 to 2400 code for a protein of 579 amino acids. Lineage: Eukaryota; Metazoa; Arthropoda; Malacostraca; Decapoda; Varunidae.